AUGAACCCGCCAAAUGGCUUUUAUCAUCAGUGGCAAUCCGCACCACCGCCCAACGGUAAACGCUUUGUGCCUGUCUCAGGUACCUUCAGUGGUGCGCCAGCACCGAGUCUAGCCAGGCCACAGGCGCAAGUCCAGCGGCCGCAAUUUCCAGUUCAAUAUCCUCCGGGACAGUUUGCGCCUCAGCAGCAAGCGUAUCAGCAGCCACCUCAAGCUGCCUUCACCCCACUCAUUCCUCUGAGUGCCGUUGAGGAUUUGCAGCUGCCACAAAUUCCAUUCACUAAUGGUGCCGUACCGGAGAAUUUCAGUGGAGCUCCUUUCGUCACCAGUGGUCCUGUAGUCCAUGAAGGUUAUAUCCCAGCUCCGGGUCGAAAUGAUGAGGACGCUUAUCCAGCGUUGCCUGGCGACUACGGCGGAACUUAUCUUGAUCGUGACUUCGACGACAGCUCUGAUGACGGGGAUCACGACGAGCUCACUUUUGAAGAGUCGAUGCGUGAGCUUGAGGAGAGAGACAACUCCGAGGUGGACAAAGACUACUCUGAAGAAGAUGCAGAACAUGAUCAGGGCGAUCCUGACGAAAUGGAGUUGGAGGUAGAGUUCGACGAUGUAUCAUUGGUGGUCGAGGACGAUCUCGAGGCCGAGGACGAGGUGGACAUUCAGGAUCAACUUCCACACGAGGCAGGGGAAAAUCCAGUCGCGGACGAGGCCGAGGCCGAGGCCGAGGAGCUAGAGGUGGGCGCCAGGGACCUCGCAAGGUUGCCGAUCCAGGCCAAUGAGAGGUUCGCUGCGCAGGACUUUCCCCUGGCCCUCGAGUACGCCCAGAGAGCUAUACAGAUGAAUCCGGAGAUCUUCGAAGUCCACAACAUUGCAUCCGAGAUCUAUAGGAUGAUGGGCGAAGAGGUCAAGUCGAUUGACUCGCUCAUUAUUGGAGCGCCAACGAAGCGUGACCCCGAUCUUUGGCACGUCAUCAUUGGUCGAGUCAACAAACUAGAUGAAGCGACCUAUCCGGAGUACACAGAAGAGGCCAAGACAGCUCUGACUCUGAGAUGUUUGACGCAGGUCAUUCUUCUGGACCAGAAUGACUACGGAGCCCGAAGCCAAAUUCUCGAGAUCGAAGCUAGCCUUGGACACGCCUCCAAAUGUAUCAAACAGGGUCUCAAGAUGAUCAAACUGCGCAAGGAGAAGGACGAGCCACCAGAUACGGAGGUUCUGAAGAUUAUGGCGAUGAUGGGAACGUCAACAAAACGCCAGACGAGACUGCACAUGAAGAAACUCUUGAAUGUGUUUGAGGAUGCUAUCGAUUACUUUAUCGAGAGGAAAUCCAACAGCAGCGAGUUUGACUGGGAGAUGAUCAAUAUAUACCUGGACCUGCUUGAUAGAGACAGGCAGUAUGAGUAUGCAUUGUCACGACUCAAGGCUCUGGCGCGGUGGAAACAGGGCAGAGCCAAGGAGACGUUCUGGGAUGAUCAACCGGACGACUGCGAAUUCGACAUCGAUGACGAGCCGAGGCGCGUAGCUGUCCCUCAGUUUAAGUGCAAAACACAGAGCGCCACGAAUGGGCAGACUCUGCCACUGGAGAUUAGGGUGAAGAUGGGCAUGUUCCGCCUGCGGAGGAGCGCUGAAGAUUUUCAGGAAGCCAUGCGCCACUUCGAAAUGCUCGAGCCUGAUGAUCACGGCGCCGACGCGCUCGUAUGGGAUUACGAGGAUCUUUUCCGCGUCAUUGGCGAUGCACUACACGCCACUGGUCACGACAAGGAUGCCAUGCGCUUUUACGAGCCUCUGUACAACGUCAACUCCGAGGAACUUAGUUUACUGAGCAACCUCGGCAUCUUUACCUGCUUCAAAAAUCUUGGUCAACCUGAACGAGCAGAAGAAAUGAUACCGAUGUUCAAGGACUGGAACGCGGAGUCAGUAGAUGACCUCGUCAAGCUUGCAGUAUUCUUCGAGCGACAAGGUAUGCUAGCAGAAGCUGUUCAACGAGCCGAAAUACUCUACAGGAACAAAUACGCCCACAGACUGCGGGCACUGGGCUUCAAAGCCUACGAUGACAUGAGGGAUGAGUACCUUGCCGCGAAAAGGAAAGCUCGCGGCAAUCACCGUGCGCGGAAAAGUACUGCCAGGAGACAGCGAAAGCUCUCUAAGAAAGCUACUGGCAGAGGAGAAGCAGAUGAGGACUCCGCAAAUGAAGGCGCCGACAAAGAGCUUCCUUCUCUUGGACCACUCGCGGAGCGACCCAAUCAAGGCUUGUUCCGCACAAAAAGAGCGAAGCCUACCAAAGCCAAAGCCCAGACAUUCCUGCCCUUCCCGUCCGAGGGUGGAGGUGAGCGUGCGUCUGUGGCGAAGCCGACCACGAUUGAGGGUACAAGUGUGCCUCUCAAGGCUAUUGAUCAGAGGUUGUUCAGACAAAGGCUCGACGCACUGGCUAAAACCCACGCCGAAGAAUUACAAACUGCCCGAAAACAGCACCGAGAGACAGUGGCGAGCUUCAAGAAACUUGACGAAAUCUCAGACGCUGCGGAGAAUGGAGAUGAAGCUGCCAUCACUGAGCUGCUGUCGAUUACACGAGAGCUCAUAGAAGAGUUCUCAACAUUCGACAUAUUCUACGCCAGCAGGAAGGAGGACUUUAUCUCGUACUUCAGGCGAACAGGUGACCAUGAGCUAUGGAAGGAAUCUGCACUCAUGGUUCUCGCCGUUGCAGCGAACAAUGUUGAGGAUGGUGCUACAGACCCAGAACUUAUCGAGAGGCCAGAAACCCCCCCAACAGACUUCUGGGGUGUGCAUUUUGACAAGUGGAUCGAAGCCUUCGGUCGCUAUGCCAUCAUACUCGCACGUGAAGGCGACGACGAGCGUUGCUUCAGUACCUUAGACAUUGCUCUACAGUCAAACCUAGUUUGGCGUUCGGAGGAGUAUCGGCACCAACUCCAAAUCUGUCGCUUGGUGUGCGCGCUCGCCGUGGACAACUCAAAUCAAGCGUCGUCCGCAGUGCGCUGGCUACUCAAAGAGCAUCCGUUCGGCACCGAUCUAUUGCGCCUCUACAGCUGUGUCAAUCGUCUCUGCACAAUCCCCGAAGGCUACUCGACCGGCCCGUCCCACAAGAUCCUCAUGCGCUACAUCAAAACCAUGGACUUCGCGCUCCUCACCGAAGAACAACGCAUAUGGUACAACUUUCGCGACCGCAAGGACAACGCAGGCGGCUUCCAGAACUCCGUCAACAGAGAAGACGUCAAGUUCGUUGUAGACCACGACCCAGCGCUCUUCGCGCUCUACGCUCAUGUCCUCCAGUGCGGUGGCUCCUACAUGGCUGCACUAAAUUACUACUUCCGCGCCUUCGCCAUCACGCCUGAUGACCCGAUUCUCAACCUCAGCAUUGGCAUCGCGUACAUCCAACACGCGAUGAAACGUCUCUCGGAAAAUCGCCAGUACCAGAUCCAACAAGGUCUCGCGUUCGUCAAUCGCUACUACGAGCUCCGCACAAAGGACAACAUCGCCAUUCACUGCCAGGAAGCGGAGUUCAAUUUUGCACGUAUAUGGCAUGGGCUAGGUCUUGUAACCCAUGCCUUGCCUGCGUAUGAGCGCUGCAUCGCGAUGAGCGAGCGCGUCAAACAGGAAGCUGCGGAUCAAUGCUCGGACGGGAACUGGGGCCAUGAAGACUUCAAGUUCGAAGCGGCGUUUGCGAUUCAGAGUAUCUACGCUAUCAGUGGGAACGCGGAGGCUGCGAGACAUGUCACGGAAAAUGUGUUAGUCAUUGAGUAG
Messenger RNA from Parastagonospora nodorum SN15, 3750 nucleotides. RefSeq lists its product as hypothetical. Gene Ontology annotation, biological process: transcription by RNA polymerase III. Gene Ontology annotation, molecular function: protein binding. NCBI's taxonomy places the organism in Eukaryota, Fungi, Ascomycota, Dothideomycetes, Pleosporales, Phaeosphaeriaceae. The transcript is spliced from 3 exons. The record is from RefSeq and is a predicted model, not a curated record. Gene Ontology annotation, cellular component: transcription factor TFIIIC complex. The coding region runs from base 1 to 3750 and encodes 1249 amino acids.